This is a messenger RNA of Capronia epimyces CBS 606.96, 1305 nucleotides long. RefSeq lists its product as uncharacterized. Gene Ontology annotation, molecular function: heme binding; monooxygenase activity; iron ion binding. The transcript is spliced from 7 exons. Lineage: Eukaryota; Fungi; Ascomycota; Eurotiomycetes; Chaetothyriales; Herpotrichiellaceae. The coding region runs from base 1 to 1305 and encodes 434 amino acids. The record is from RefSeq and is a predicted model, not a curated record.
AUGCCCAGUGUCUACGAAGUCUCGUUCACCCAGGCCACUGCCGCCGCUGUGGUGGUGUACGGUCUGUAUCGAGUUCUGCAGAUUGGCAAACGCGACCCGCGCAUGCCACCAGGGCCUCCAACUGUACCUAUUUUGGGGAACCUGCAUCAAAUCCCCGUCACCGGAUUGUACAAACAAUUCAAAGACUGGAGUGUCGAAUAUGGCGGAGUCUUUUCCCUCAAGUUUGGACCUCAAAAUGUGGUUGUCGUCUGUGACAAGAAGGCGAUCCAUGAAAUGUGGGAUAAGAAAGGUCUCAUCUAUGCCGAACGGCCAAGAAACUACGUCGCCGACAUCAUUACAUCCGGGGACAGCAUCGUGUUUGCUUCCAACACGGUCGAGACAAGGGAGAAGCGUAGGAUUGCGACUCAUAACUUUUCGCCACGAAUGUUAGACGAGAAGGCGGCCGUCGUUCAAGAUGCCGAGGUGACGGUCUUGAUGUACCAGCUUUUGACCGAUCCAGAGAACUUUUACAACCACGUCAGGCGGACGACUUCAUCCAUAUCGUGCAUUCUCAUCUACGGCCAACGAGGUCCAACCUUUGAGAAUUUCUGGGGUCACUUUGGAGAAGCUUUGGAGCCCGGAGCCAACCCUCCGGUCGACGAGUAUCCUUUCUUGAAGUUGGUUCCCGAAAGCAUGGCCUUCUGGAAGAGACGGGCAAAGACGGCCGGGAGGGACAUGCACGCCAUCUGGACCAAGGCAAGACGGUUGGUAGACGAACGUCGUGCCUUGGGUGACCACCGAGUGUCACUCGCCGACAAGCUGCUGGACGAAUACACCGAGAAAGGGUUUCCCAUGAGCCAACAUGCGUUGGACCAGCUGUUUGGUGAGCUGGUCGAAGGUGGAGCCGAGACGACAUCAUCUUCCAUGUUGACCAUGAUCCUCGCUCUCGCAAAGAAUCCGUGGGUCCAGGAGAAGGCGAAAAAGCAGCUAGAUGAAGUGUGCGGAAGCGAAAGGAUGCCCCAAUGGGCCGACUUUGCAAAACUCCCAUACAUCAACGCUAUCAUCAAAGAGGGCAUGAGAUGGCGUCCUGCUGUGGCCACGGGAAUCCCUCGUCGCACGGCCGAGGAUGAUUGGUAUGAAGGCAUGUUGAUCCCCAAAGAUUCGACCCUCUUCCUACCCAUCUGGGCCGUGCACCACGCCGAGGCAGAAGGGUACGACAACCCAUUCGUCUUCAAUCCCGACCGAUACAUCAACCACCACAAGCUCGCCAACGACUACGCCGGCAGUGCCGACUACAAACUGAGAGAUAAGUGUUUCCUCGUAUGA